Tachyglossus aculeatus (Australian echidna) is the source of this 1759-nucleotide messenger RNA. RefSeq names its product zinc finger protein 398-like. The coding region runs from base 50 to 1759 and encodes 569 amino acids. Gene Ontology annotation, biological process: regulation of DNA-templated transcription. Lineage: Eukaryota; Metazoa; Chordata; Mammalia; Monotremata; Tachyglossidae. The record is from RefSeq and is a predicted model, not a curated record. The transcript has 7 exons.
CCGGGUCAGACCCCCCCCCUCGGACCCUCCGCCCGGGGAACAAAGCGCCAUGGCCGAGGCCGCCCCCGCGCAGACCCAGGAAUGGGACCUGAGGACCCAGCCCCCAACCCUGUUCCCGGCCCCCGGCCUCCCCCAGCUCCCGGCCGCGGAGAUCUCCCUGUGGACCGUGGUGGCCGCCGUGCAGGCCGUGGAGAGGACCGUGGGGGCCCAGGCGGCCCGGCUGCUGGGCCUGGAGGGCCGGGCCGGCUCGGCCGAGAAGAAGCUGGCCGACUGCGAGCGGACGGCGGCCGAGUUCGGCAGCCGGCUGGAGGGCAAGUGGGCCGUGCUGGAGACGCUGCUGCAGGAGUACGGGCUCCUGCAGAGGAGGCUGGAGAACAUGGAGAACCUGCUCAGGAACAGGAACUUCUGGAUCCUCCGCCUUCCCCCGGCCACCAACGGCGAGGUCCCCAAGGUGCCGGUGACCUUCGACGACGUGGCCGUCUACUUCUCGGAGCAGGAGUGGGGGAACCUGGACCAGGGGCAGAAGGAGCUCUACAAGAACGUCAUGAAGGGCAACUACGAGACGCUGGUCUCGCUGGAUUAUGCUGUUUCCAAGCCGGAUUUUCUCUCCCGGAUUGAACAAGGGGAAGAACCUUGCGUCCAGAGGCUGGGGGCCGAGGGGGAUGGCACGGCAGCAGAUCCCAACCUCGGAGCAGGACCUCCGGUUUCCAUCCCCGAGGGGCCGGCGUGGAUUAAGGAGGAGGAAGAGUCGGGGGUCCCCGAUCGGGAGGCCCCAGAAGGCAGCAGCAGCCCCACAGACCCCGGCCUGGAUGAGGAAACUGAGGCCCAGAGAAGUGCCUCCCCGCCGAAGUCCCGGGAGACCUCCAGCCACCUCCCGUCUCCGUCCUUCCCCGCCGUUGCAGAGGACGGCUGGGCCGGGAGCAGCGGCGAGGGGCCGCGGGCGGAGGACGGACCCCAACGCCCCCGGGCCCCCAGGCCGGACCUCGCCUGGGAUCCCGCGGGCCGGGGCCGGGGCGGCUUCCCGCCGCCCCCACGGGCCCCGAGCCCCGAGCCGGGGGGGGUCCCGCCCGCCGCGCAGGCCCGGGCCCGGCCCGGCCCGAGGGGCCCGGGACUCCCGGGCGGGGGCCGCCCCCGGGCCCCCCGGGGCUUCCGGCCUCGAGCCCCCGCCCCUCCCCACCCGCGGCUGCACGGCUGCCCGGACCGCCCGCGGAGGUUCCCGGCCCGGCGGGCCCUGGGCAAGCGCCCGCCCCAGGCCCGGCCCUUCCAGUGCCCCGAGUGCGACAAGAGCUUCGUGUGCCACUCGUGGCUCAGCCGGCACCGCACCCUGCACACGGGCGAGCGGCCCUACCAGUGUCCCGAGUGCGAGAAGCGCUACAGCCGCAAGGAGUACCUGCUCAACCACCAGCGCCUGCACACGGGCGAGCGGCCCUUCCACUGCGCCCACUGCGGCAAGAGCUUCACCCUGAAGCGAAGCUUCGUCCGCCACCAGCGGCGCCACACCAAGGAGGGCCCCGGCCCGCUGGGCCCCCCGCCGGGCUGCCCCGCCGGCCUCGUGGCCCGCCUGCCCGCCCCGACGGGCCAGACCGCCCCCGGGCCGGGCGGCGCCGAGCGCUGGGUGGCCGAGGAUGCCCUCUACCCAUGGGGCGGGGGCGCCGAGGCCUGCUUGUUCCCGGACCCCCUGCAGGGCCCCUUAUGGACGGCCCGAGGACCCGGCCCGGGCCCGGGCAUCCCGGCGGUCAAGGCCGAGAGACUCUGGUAG